AUGAUUGCCCUCUCCCCAUACAGCAGCAAAGGUCACUGCAUUUACCUCCUCGUCCUCCUCAGCAGCAGCAAAGAGCAUAACUUCCAGCCCCUACUCCUAGGGCUCCUCCUCAGCAGCAAAGGUAGCCAGGUAGACCUCCCUAGCAGAAGCAGUAGCAACAGAGACAGCACUAGCACCAGCACCAGUAGAGGGGAUAUCCUGUUAGUGGGUGAGAUGUUUCUUCCUGUUGAUCUGUUCAUGAUACCGAUGAUAGGAUUUGACGUUAUUCUAGGUAUGGACUGGCUUGCGAAGUAUGGUGUCAUCUUAGGCUGUGCCGCGAGGAUAGUUACGUUCCACAUUCCAGGCUUGCCACUACCAGUUGUUUACGAGUACCCAGAUGUAUUCCAAGAGAUACCGGGUUUGCCGCCGCGUCCACAGGUGGAGUUUCAAAUUGAUUUGGUGCCCGGUACCAUGCUUAUCUCGAAGGCCCCCUAUCGGAUGACACUGUUGGAGUUGAGGCAACUGCAGGAGUAG
Molecule: messenger RNA, 513 nt
Organism: Magnolia sinica
Lineage: Eukaryota; Viridiplantae; Streptophyta; Magnoliopsida; Magnoliales; Magnoliaceae
Exons: 3
Coding region: 1-513 (170 amino acids)
Source: RefSeq, a predicted model, not a curated record